Molecule: messenger RNA, 825 nt
Organism: Penicillium chermesinum
Lineage: Eukaryota; Fungi; Ascomycota; Eurotiomycetes; Eurotiales; Aspergillaceae
Exons: 2
Coding region: 1-825 (274 amino acids)
Source: RefSeq, a predicted model, not a curated record
AUGUUAGCUCCUAACUUUCAUCCUACGCCAGUUCCGUCCGACCCUGUGGAGAGCGGUUCAUCUUACUCCCCCGACGAGGUCCCGUCUUAUGGCGGACACGGCAUUCUCGAGAUUCUCGAGGUGAUCCGUUUCCUCGAGAGAAAUGGAAUCGAGUGCUGUAUAGUUGGCGUCUCGGCGCUAAUUUUCUACGGCGCUGGGCGAGUGCGAGAUGAAUGGGAUCUCUGCGUUCCCGAUGACAAGGUGGUCGAAGCCGCCAAUCUUCUCAGCACUGGUUCCAUGGCGCACAGGGUCCAUCCCGUGCCCUCCAUCCCUAUCCCUCAACCUUUCUCCCUCAGUCAUACAUACCACCGCUUCAAAGGGAAUGGCGUCCACUUCUAUUUCCUCCUCGUGCCCGCAUACCACGUCCAUAUUCCCUACGGUCCCUUCUCUAUACAGCGCAGUCUCAAUGGGAUCCCCUACCCCACUCUACCUGUCCUCUUGCAGAGCUUCUUGGAUAUGAACGAUGAUGUGUCGCUGUGCGAUUGCGUCGAUGGGAGCAAUGUGUCGGAAGAAUGGGGAACCAGGAACUUACAAUUGGAUGGAACCAAUGACCUGAAGUGGACGCAGACAAUGAACGUCGCCGCUGCAGAAGCCGCCCGGGGAAGAGGGUGGAUGUUCGUUCACUACUACCCAACAUCAACCAUCAGUCGGCAGGAAAAAUGGGAGUCAAGAGUGCGAAGCAAGAAAGCAAGAUUAGGCUGGACAACGCCCGAAUCGCUAUUCGAUACGCGGUUCCGGCUGAAAGGCUCGCCCGAUCCCUGGACAAAGAAGCUGAUAUCAAGCUAA